AUGGGAAUCGGACGACAUUGCAACAAAUUGUUCCUAAUCGAUUUUGGACUUGCAAAAAAGUUCCGAGACUCGCGCACCAGAACACACAUUCCUUAUCGAGAGGAUAAAAAUCUCACGGGUACGGCGCGAUAUGCUUCUAUAAAUGCUCAUCUUGGAAUUGAGCAGAGCAGAAGAGAUGAUAUGGAAUCCCUGGGUUAUGUAUUAAUGUAUUUCAAUCGUGGAACUCUUCCUUGGCAAGGUCUCAAAGCGGCGACCAAAAAGCAGAAGUAUGAAAAAAUUAGUGAGAAGAAAAUGUCAACAUCGGUGGAGAUGCUCUGUAAGGGUUUCCCUGCCGAAUUCCCCAUGUACUUGAACUACACUCGUGGUCUUCGCUUCGACGAAGCUCCGGACUACAUGUACCUGCGCCAAUUGUUUAGAAUUCUUUUCCGUACACUCAAUCAUCAGUACGACUACACUUUUGAUUGGACUAUGCUGAAGCAGAAGGCGUCACAAUCGCAAAACACUAUGCUCCAACCAGGAGCUAGUGGUUCUCAGCAGCCGAUGCCUAUCGUCUCGCCUGCUCCACCACAGCAGUAA
Ostertagia ostertagi is the source of this 576-nucleotide messenger RNA. The record is from the annotation of a GenBank genome assembly. Lineage: Eukaryota; Metazoa; Nematoda; Chromadorea; Rhabditida; Trichostrongylidae.